CCCGAUCCCCCGCCGCUCCCCCUCCGCUCCUUCCCGUUCCCUCCCGUUCCCUCCCCGCCUCCCUGCGCAGCGCGAACAUGGCGGCGGCGGCGGCGGCGAGGGACUGAGCAGCGCCAGCGCUCGGCGGCCGCGCAGGUUUUGCUAUGCCGCAGUGUUUGUACUGACUCUGCUGUCUUGUAGGAGUGAUGGGGAACUAGAGCCCAUGACAGUUCAGUGGAGCCCUUGGCACUUUUGAUAUCUCGACAUCUUCAGCUCUGUAAGAGCAGCCCAGUCCCAGGAUCAGGACAGCAGCAGGUGGUAGAAUGCGGAAACCAGGCCCUCAGAAAGCCAUAGACUGGAAAGAUGGUAAAAAGCACAAGUACAGCCGCCCGUCAGAGUCUCCCUCCCAGUACCAAGGUCACUUCACCUGGGAGAAGUACCUGAAAGAAACAUGUGCCAUCCCAGCUCCUGCCCAUUGUUUCAAGCAGUCCUACACUCCACCUGCAAACGAGUUCAAGAUCAGCAUGAAGCUGGAGGCCCAGGACCCGCGGAACACCACGUCCACGUGCAUCGCCACCGUGGUGGGGCUGACGGGCGCGCGCCUGCGCCUGCGCCUCGACGGCAGCGACAACAAGAACGACUUCUGGAGGCUGGUGGACUCCGCUGAGAUCCAGCCCAUUGGCAACUGUGAGAAGAAUGGAGGGAUGCUGCAGCCUCCACUGGGCUUCCGGCUGAAUGCCUCCUCCUGGCCCAUGUUCCUUCUGAAGACUCUGAAUGGAGCAGAGAUGGCUCCUGUCCGGAUUUUUCACAAGGAACCACCAUCUCCUUCCCAAAACUUCUUCAAGACAGGUAUGAAGCUGGAGGCAGUGGACAGGAAGAACCCUCACUUCAUCUGCCCGGCCACCAUUGGGGAGGUGAGAGGUUCUGAGGUCCUCAUAACAUUUGAUGGCUGGAGAGGUGCCUUCGAUUACUGGUGCCGAUAUGAUUCCCGGGACAUCUUUCCCGUAGGCUGGUGUUCGCUGACUGGAGAUAAUCUGCAGCCCCCUGGUACAAAAGUUGUGAUUCCAAAGAGCCCUUUACCUGCCUCCGAAGUAAACUCGGAGAAACCUAGCAUGCACAGUAGCACAAAGACUGUUUUGGGGCAUCAACAAGGGCAAAGGCGUCGCAAAACAGGGAAGAAGCGUGGUCGAACGACCAAAGCGCUAAUCCACCACCCCAUGCCUACACCCUCCAAGUCAGUGGAGCCUUUGAAAUUCCCCAGAAAGAGAGGCCCCAAGCCUGGCAGUAAGAGGAAACCUAGGACAUUGCUGAACCCAGCACCCACCUCUCCAACAACCAGUACCCCAGAGCCAGACACAAGCACUGUGCCCCAGGACGCUGCUACAAUCCCCAGCUCUGCCAUGCAGGCUCCCACAGUUUGCAUUUACUUGAACAAGAACGGCAGCACUGGGCCCCACCUAGACAAGAAGAAAGUUCAGCAGCUGCCAGACCAUUUUGGACCAGCUCGAGCUUCUGUUGUCCUGCAGCAAGCAGUACAGGCCUGCAUUGAUUGCGCUUAUCAUCAGAAAACAGUCUUCUCCUUCUUAAAACAAGGCCACGGGGGAGAGGUCAUCUCAGCUGUGUUUGAUCGGGAACAGCACACUCUGAACCUGCCAGCAGUAAACAGUAUCACCUACGUCCUCCGCUUCCUGGAGAAGCUGUGCCACAAUCUGCGCAGUGACAACCUCUUUGGGAACCAGCCUUUCACUCAGAACAGCCACAUGCAGCGCUCACACGAGUACGACCACGACAGGUAUCUACCAGACAGAAGCAGUUCCUUAGACGGCUCUCUGCAGGGACCAGGCCGGGGUACAAAGCGCUUUUCCCAAGAUCCCCCUCCAUACAGUGCUCCUCUCUCCCCCAAGUUACCAAAGAAUGACCGUCACCCUUUGGAAGGUGAAACCUUUGUCCUGGGAGAUGGCCUCCCAGGGCCCUUAGAGCCUCGCCUGGACCCCAUGGACUCUGCCUUGAACUCUGUCAAUUCAUCCAGCCACAGCAGGAGCUCCAGAGACUUUCGCCUGCCAGGAUACAGGCACCUGCACCAGCCCUCUAGCCUCAGCCAGGGCAGCACCUCUGCCCUGCGCAGGCUUAGCUCUGGGGGCUCUGACAGGUACCUGGGCUCCCGGGACAGCUCCCGCCUCGGCAGCCGUGACCCCUCCUCCUGGACGGUGGAGGAGGUGAUGCAGUUCAUCCGGGAGUCAGACCCGCAGCUGGGCCCCCACGCUGACCUCUUCCGAAAGCACGAGAUCGACGGCAAAGCCCUGCUCUUGCUGCGGAGCGACAUGAUGAUGAAGUACAUGGGGCUGAAGCUGGGGCCGGCCCUGAAGCUCACUUACCACAUCGACAAGCUAAAGCAAGGCAAGUUCUGAGAGGACUGGUGGCAGGACGGACCCCGGCAGCUCCGCUCGCGGCGCCCCUCCCGUGCUCACCGGCACCGGUUCGCAUGCACACACCCCUCCAUGGACACCGCCGGGCCUCGGCCCCGCCGCCCCGCAGGAGCCCGGCACGGCCCGGCUUGCACCAGACUCGAGCUGUGGGCGCUGGAAGCGGAGGGUCCCUUCCCUGCUGCCCAGCCUGCACUUCUCCGUGAGCUGCUGGGAUGGAGCAGCUCCAGGCAGCGCCCCCGGGCACCGGGUGUUGGCUCAGCCUGGCCCUGAGCCUGCCCAGCCUCCAGGGGCUCGGUGCCCGCAGUCUGCCCUCAGCCCUGGCACCACAGCGAGCUCAGAGCCAGCCCUGGCUCCAAAGGGGCAGCCCGUCCAUCCUGCCCCCAGUGCUGACCCGGCUCCAGCUGGGCACACCGGGCUGGGGCCCUUCACAUUCAUUCCAGACUGGGGAGGCCGUGUGGGAGCGUGGAGAGAGCUGAGAGCAGGGCUGGGCCUGGCCUGGCGUGCCCCUGGGCUGGUGUUGGAGGCUGCCUGGAUGCUGCAGGACUCAGCUGAUCCUUCUCGC
Messenger RNA from Passer montanus (Eurasian tree sparrow), 2967 nucleotides. RefSeq names its product Scm polycomb group protein homolog 1 (gene SCMH1). The transcript is spliced from 16 exons. The coding region runs from base 303 to 2387 and encodes 694 amino acids. NCBI's taxonomy places the organism in Eukaryota, Metazoa, Chordata, Aves, Passeriformes, Passeridae. The record is from RefSeq and is a predicted model, not a curated record. Gene Ontology annotation, biological process: regulation of DNA-templated transcription. Gene Ontology annotation, cellular component: nucleus. Gene Ontology annotation, molecular function: protein binding.